AUGCGCAAGGCCGACAACGAUGCGUUGCUGCAGAAGAUACUCCCCGGCUUCGCUCUUCUCAAGACGCCGUCCCGAAGACUGAAUGAGGAAGCUGCCCAGGUGCUGGCCGUCGACAAGGAGCUGUCCGCCAUCAUUCAAAUGGGUGGCUCCGUGUCUUCUUUGAGACACUCGCCUGCGGUCUCCAUCUCGGCGGGAACUUUCGGCACUGGUCGCGUCCAUCAUGGCAUGCUCAUCAACGUUAGCACACUUGCCAAAGAAUAUGGCAACCAAGUGUGGUCGUGGGAGGAGUACGCACGCAUUCUGCUGGGCGACGUCGUCUUCGGGAAGGACGCUUCGAAUGAACCGCGCGUUCUGAUUCAGAGCAACACUUCGGAACGCCCUACCGCCCCGUCACUCAAGUCGCCGGACAAGGCCACCCUUCUGCAGGAGUACGUCGCCCAGCAAAAGGCCACCAACGCCCUCUACUGGAGCGACCCGGACCUAGCGGAGGAGAACCUGGAGACGCGGUGGCCAGCGCUGCGUGUCAAGCCGCACGCCGACUACUUCGAGGCACGCAAUGCACUGCUCGUUUCGCCGAGCCUGGUGUCCUUUCUGCCAGCGAUGCUGGCAGGCCUCGACCCACUGCUCGUGCCUGUGCUCGGGUCUGAUGUAGUCCGAGCAUUACUGAGCGCCGUAGUCAGCAGCCAGCUGACUGAUGGUGCAGUCGCUGGCCAGCCGGACUUUGCCGAGGACACUAGCUCCAUGGCUCGACAUAGAGAGAACGCGACCCGUUGUCUGGCCGAGCAGUACGCCAACCAGACCGGUUACCGCCAGGCAUGGCCCCGCUUGCCGGACGAGCUGUUCUUCGACGCGGCGGUUGUGGAGCCUCUCUUCGAACUCUACAGGGCAUACCUCGCCAAGUACCCUGAGCUGCGGGACGGCCCCAACAUUCCCGAGCUGCCUGGCAAGAACUCCCUGGAAUUGUUUUUCGUCAACUACGCUGUGGCGCACUGCGAACAGGUACCGCGAUCAGUGGACGUCCCAACUUCGCGCGGCGGAGAGCGUGUGCUUUCGGCAGCCGCGCGAUUCAACGUGGCUCUGAUGAACUCCAGGGCUUUCGCGGCCGUUUUUCACUGCAAGGAAGACGAUGUGAUGAAUCCACGAAGACGAUGCGAGGUUUGGUAAAACAAAGAUACCGGCUGCCUGAAGGGGGACGCCCAAGUCGACAUCACGUGGAUUCCGUGCGUUCACCAACGUGGGCAUGCCCAAACAGCGUGUUUUUAUUGUGCUUUUAUUCUUCGGCCAGAAUGCAUAAAA
Molecule: messenger RNA, 1296 nt
Organism: Dermacentor silvarum
Lineage: Eukaryota; Metazoa; Arthropoda; Arachnida; Ixodida; Ixodidae
Exons: 5
Coding region: 1-1164 (387 amino acids)
Biological process (GO): protein processing
Cellular component (GO): plasma membrane
Molecular function (GO): metalloendopeptidase activity
Source: RefSeq, a predicted model, not a curated record